Episyrphus balteatus (marmalade hoverfly) is the source of this 8961-nucleotide messenger RNA. It is a transcript of the gene klar, whose product is annotated as klarsicht protein. The record is from RefSeq and is a predicted model, not a curated record. NCBI's taxonomy places the organism in Eukaryota, Metazoa, Arthropoda, Insecta, Diptera, Syrphidae. Gene Ontology annotation, cellular component: membrane. The coding region runs from base 1321 to 7716 and encodes 2131 amino acids. The transcript is spliced from 21 exons.
CGUGUUGUUCAGUGUGAAACGUCCGUUACGAAUGCAAGUGCAAGUGUCGCGCGUGUUGUUUUGUUCUUGUUAUUUUACAUACUAUAAUUUUUUUUCUCUUGUCGCCGCUGUAUUGUAGUGUUGCAAUAAAUUCAAAUAGUUUUUUUAUGGAAAAUAUAAUAAAAAGCAUGUUAAAAUUCAUAAAGAAUUUAACAAGAGUUUGAGAGAGUGUGAAAAAAAUACUCUUCGGAGUUUAUUUCUGUGUUGAAAAAAUAAGAAUUUUUUCUGUGAAUUACUCAUUUUUUUUUCUUCCAUUGUCCCCCUUCGUUCCAAAGUGCAUAAUUUUUUUUUCUACCACCAUCACUACCAAUACUACUAUAAUACGACUACCAUCUCACGGUUACAAUUUUGUUGUUUUUUUUCUGCUGCUUCUGUAUUGUCCAAGUUGCAAGUUCUUGUCUUUUUUACAAUUUUGUGUGUGAAAAAGUUGAAAAAAUCCUAAAAUUCUUUGAAAAAGUUCUUAAAAUUAAGGGAAAACUACAGAUUUGUCAGAGGAGAAGAUUUUUGUACAAAAACAAACGAAAAUAACCCCAACUGGGUGUAGUUUUUUUUGCAAAAUAAUACAAAAAAAGAAAAAAAGAAACAUUCCACGAAAACUGCAUUCGUUGGUUUCUUUCUUUCCCGUAUGUUUUUAUAUUUUAUUUGUUAAUUUGUUAAAAUAAAUAAUAAAGAAAAUAAACGAAUAUAGUAAAUCUUUUUGUGUGUGUUUGUUUUUUGAUUUUUUUACCUUGAGCCGGUUCAACAUCGUUUUUGUCGCUUUCCAAAGAAGUGUCAUCGACGCCGCCGCCGGGGCACAACGAAUCGGAGGGUGGUUGUAAUUUUAUUAUUUUCGGUGGUGGAUUUGCAAACAACAACAACAAAAUAAAGAAGCAUCUGCUGCCGGGAGUAUAGGUUGGGAAUCAGUUAUACAAAAGUUACGUAUACAUUCGAUAAACCAGAAUUUUACGUGUUUUUGUUUGGAUAAAUAAACAAAAAAAGGAAACACAACGUGCAUUCUAAUUGGAGGUGUCUUAAAGACGUUUUAAAGAACGCAAAUAAGGCGCAAAAAACUCCAGCGAAAACAUUUGCUUAACAACAACAAUAACAACUGCAACAACACAACACCAACCAACAAACAACAACAACUUAAAAUAAAAUUGAUAAAUUUCUUCGCAAAUAAUAAAGUGAAAUCACAUCUAAGCAUGUCCCGUAGAUGGUAAAAAUCACAAUCCAAUGACAUCUCUUGAUUGAUUGCCUCUUUUUCUCACUGAUCAAACGACGACAACAAUUACUCAAGAUAAAAUGAAGGCGCCACCAAAUGUCACCAUCACCUCAACUACCUCCGCUACAAAUACAACCAUCAGUACCACAAGCGGAGGAGAUGAGUCUUUUUGCAGUAGUAGCAAUGCAAAUUUUAUGUCAUUUUCUGGAUCCGAAAUGAGCACCACAAUAGAUAAUACACCACAAACCCCUAGCUUUGGUAGCAGCAGUAGCAAAAGUGGCAGUGGUCUUUUUCAUCAAGCAAGUGCCAGUAACAGUAGAAUUGGAAUUGGUGAUGGCCCUGAUGGAGUAGUGACUAGAAUAAACGGUGUUAACACAACCAAUAAUGGCAAUAAUAAUAAUGGUGGUGGUAGUGGUGGCUCGUACAUAAAAGCCUCACUAUCAAUGACAUCGCUGCCCCCCGACGAACAACUACAAGAGGGCAGGGAAGUUAUUAAGGCUAAGCUGAGGGUUGAGAGACCGUACAAUAGUCUAAAGAAAAAACGAAAUACUGACCGUGACACAUGGCGCCACUCAUGGGGCAGUGGCCAUAGCCACAGUUCAUGCAGUCUGCACAGCAAUGCAACAACUGGUGGAAUAAUUGGGUUGCUGUCUGGGAAAGAUGAGUUUUGGGCUGCACUACAGACAAACUACAAUUAUAUUAUGGACACAAACCUCUUGGAUACUUGCAAAGAAGCUCGUUGUGAAAUAGAAGGCGCUGCAAGCGUUACAGAGAAUGCAACUGAAUGUUGUUUAAAGAUGUUAGAUACUUCUCGCAGUGAAGGUUCCUCCGAAGAUCCAAAGGAGUUGAGAAAAUGGUUACGUGAAAUGGAAAGCAAACUAGAAGAAGCUCCGUCCCUAUCAGAAGCUACACAUUUUAACAUUGAAGAAUUGCAAAGACGUCUUGAUGAACACUCGGUGUUAUACCGUGAAAUAGUAUCUCAUGCUCGAGUGGUUGGUGCAUGCAUAAAGGCUUCUGAGAAGAAAAAUAAUUCAGCUUCUAGCGAACAACAACAACAAAAACAACAACAACAAAAUUCAUCUUUAUCCUCAACUGAUGAUAAAUCAGCUGCUGCUGAUGGUAAAACUUCAUCACCAAAUAAUAAAGAAACUACAUCAGCUAAACAGCAAAAAAAUUCCAAUAACGAAGGAAAUUUGAAAGGAUUAGAACGUCGCUAUCAUUUAUUGUAUUUGAAAGCAAUUGAAGUACAGUGCUUGUUUGAGGGUUUAUUGGGAAAGAAAAUAUCAGCUGCGAACCUUCUCAGCCGUGGUGCAACAACAAGUGAAGAAACCGACGAAGAGCCAGCUUCGAAAUUAGCUCGUCUUACAGACUCAGAAAGUGACGACGACGAUUCGACAAAUUCAGCUGAAGAACAUCGUCCACUUCGUAGUGUUGAGUGUUGUAAAAAAGUUGUUGCAAGGAAUUCGAAUUGCAUCAAGACUGAUUACGCUGAUGGUGAUGACGAAGACGAUGGUGAGGACGAAAUAGAUCAUCCGCGAAGUGGUCACUCAACUGCUAAUUGGUCAAGUUUAAGUUUCAACACUGUCCUAACUCAAGAACGAGUACAUCAGUGUUGUAUUUCAAAUUCACUUGCAUCGACCGAUUUCGAUGCUGAUUCUGAAGGCAGUGACUAUGAAAUUAUAAAACGUCCACGUAGAAGUGGUGGUGAAAAAUACCCAAACAGCUCUGGAAUAACAACUAAUUCAAACAACUAUCGUUGCAUGCUGUCAACACCUUUGACAAAUCAUAAUUCUGUCAGUUUUAAUCCUUUCCAUCCGCAGCAGCUAAUGCUGCUUAAUUCCGAAGAAAAUGAUUCAGUAUUUGAUACUUUGAGUGAUAGCAUGGACAGUAAAUCGCUAAUGCAAUCGAAAUUGCUAAAUGGUAGCUUUGUGGGAGGUGCCGUUGUUGAUCUAUCAAAACAAUCACCAACAACCCAACAGCAACAUAAUUCACCAAAAUUGCUCAACAUAAGCAAUCAUAAUAAAGCUCGCCUGUCACCACAACAGCACCAACAACAACAACAACAACAACAUCAAAACCAAUUGGUACUGGUAAAUUCGAAAACAGGAACAGCAUCAGCUACGUCUACGACUACGGUCUUGACAACAUCGCCCUGCAGCAAUGGCGUCGCAGUCGGUGGCGUUAGCGUUGGUGGUAAUCUAAGUGUUUGCACUGCUGCUAGUGGAAAUGGAAACACACCGGGCAGCAAUGGAAUAAGGAAACGUCAUCGAAACAUUGACAUUUCCAAAUUCAAUGAGUCCAAUCGAAAGUCAAAUAGUUGUGCCAUAUUCUAUUUUAAGCAUUUGGAUACGGAUAACGAGACGAAUUUUAGCGGCGGUGGUCUGUCAUCGUCGCAUGGAAGCGAUAUCUCGAAAUCUGCUGAACCAUCUUCAGACGACGAUGAAGGAUGGCUCUACUCAAACAGUGCUGAACAUUGCAUUGACGGAAAUCUUCGCCAAACAAAAGUCCUCGUAAACCAACAAAAAAGUCACCACCAUUACAGUAAAACCAGCUCGUCAGCUCAACUUAGUACCAACGACGAUUCUGAUAAAGAGAACAAAACAGGCACAGUUGGAGGAGCAUCAAUUUUGGCCAGCACCACCAGUAGCAGCAACAGCAACCAAACUACACCGUCCAUUCGAAGUUCCUCAUCACUGAACUCGUCCAGUCAGAUUGCUAUAACCGAAAUUCAAUUGAACGGUUGCAGUGGCAGUGGCGGCGAUCGCGGGGGCAGUAGCAAUUAUAGUGGAAGUACAACUGGCAGUUUUAUUGGUGGCUGUACUGCAACAGCGGCGACAAACUCAACGACAGUAGUUAUGCAUCGCAGUGUAAUGGAACUUCAGUUGGGCAGUAACAAUAGCAUCAGUCAAACUAGCAGCAGCAGGAGUAACAAAAACUCCCAAAGUCCCAAUAGGAGCAUUCAGAGCAAGGAAAAUCACUUCGUUGAUCCAACAACCCCUACAAAGUGUUAUUAUUCCAAAUUCGAAACAAAACCAGUAUUCAACGGCAGAAAUAUGUCUCCAAGGACUCCGAAGAAAUCAGGAAAUACAGUCACAACAGCCACAUUUGAAGUGUCAUCAGCUAAGGAAGUAUCGCAUGAAUCAAUCAAGCAACUUGUACUCGAGGCAGAGCAUUUAGUUCGUGAUGAUUCAAUGAAGACACCAACCAAACAACAACAAACCCAGCAAAAGCAUUCCAUUGUGAAAAUUUCUUCAACAGUCAAGAAACGCGAAGUGAUAAUGCCAGGACCAGCUAAACAAAGAAUUGAGGAAUGGUUGGAACAUCAACCAGUCUGUAUUAAACAAGAACCCCAGAUUGCAUCAUCACCAACAACCGAUUGUGAGGCAUCUGGAGAAGCUUCAGAAACCGAUUCAGUAGCUCGUGAAUCUGACACAUCCGAAGGAUUCACAGAUUCAGUUGCUACAUGCAUGCAAACUACCGGAGGAAGUAAUUCCUAUGGCAAUUCAAUUGACAAUAUUGGUGGGUCUGCAGAACCCAUUCCAACAGUUGGCAGCAAUCAGAGCUUGAAUGCCACAUCAAAGGUGCUGCGACGACAGAAUCGUCGCAAAAAUGACCGACCAUGGUCGGUAUCUUGUCUUUCUCAAUUGACAGAGGCAAAUGCUCAAAUAGGUUCUAAGGCACAAGCUAGCCAAGCUGGCUUAGCCACACAUUCAAUCAGUGAAUCUGCCUUGGAUAGCCUUUCUCCGGGUCGUCAGCGAAAUGACACACAACCCAGUAUUAGUGUGAAGAACACUGACAGCAAGAAUUCCCUUAAACGCCGUAAAAUCCGUAAGAAGAAGCAACUGGCAAAGAGGAAUGAAUCCGGUUCGGAUGGUAUGUUGCAGAUAAAGAAAACUGAAUCGUUGUCUUCUGGACAAACUGUUCAAGAAAUCACAGCUGCUUUACUCAAUCUACCUAAAAGCAGUCAAGAAACUGGUGAGGAACAAAAUCUUAUGAAGCCAAAUUUCCGAGUUGGCUCCUAUACUACAGCUUAUAUGACCAAUGAGACUAAAUUGGGAUCAUUGGCUGCAUUGGCUACUUAUAUGAAUGAGGAGGAUCCACAAGGAGAAUACACCACUGGAACAGAAGAUCACCAUAGUAGUUUCUCAGAAACUGCCUGGGACAACUACCAGGAGAAGUAUAACUCUGAAAAUUACUCUGAAGGCUUUGAUUCAGAUGCUGCUAGGCGUUUAUUGGAAUUCGGGGACGAUUAUCGCAACUUCCUUGAUUCGCAAUCGGAUUGUUGCUCCUCUCUAUCGGCCGCUAACAAUUUGGAUUCUAUGUCGCCACCACAGAUGGAUUCGUUGAAACAAAACGAAGCGAAAGUUGUCAUACAAGAGACCAUUGUUAGUAGUGUUGAUCAUGCGAGACGUCGUCGUGCCCUCGAAUUGGAAUAUGAACGUCGUCGUAAGAAUCUUGAAGUUAGACGUAAAUCAUGUCAAGAUGAUAUUCAAAAUAUUCGGAGCCCUACAACGAGUCUUUCCUCGUCGGCUAAUGCCUUGACACCCAAAAACAAUGAGAAAUUCUCUUUCAUGGCCCGUGUUGACUCGGCCAGUCGUAAACUUGAUUUUGGAAUGAGCCAUUCUGCUCAGAGCCUACGUCGCACUUCAGAGAGUGAUACAUCUUCAAGGCGCCGCAGGGCUGAUGAUCGUCGUCGCUCAUCGCGCAAUCUAGAAAAGUCAAUAAAACUCAUCCCAGCUACAUCGUCUUCGAGCGAAGAGCAUACCGAUGACGAGAAAGAGAUGAGGAAUUUACUGACUCAGAGCAAGAAUCGUUUGGAGGAUACACGUUCAUUGAAGAUUCGAAGCCAUUUGCUGAGACCAGAGGAUUAUGCCGAAAUAAUUGCAACCUGUCGCGACAACAUACGCUGUUUGGAUUCAGUAUUACGCGGCCCACCAGGCACUGUUAUGUCAGCAGGCUGUUUAAAUGCUACAAAAGAUCUACUUUCAUCAUGGGAGGAGCUGCUAGCUUGGAGUGAAAAUGCUGCUGCAGCACGUAAAAUGCAAGAGGAGAUGAUCAUAUUGAAAAGUGCACUUAAUCGUUUGGGUGGCAAAUUGGCAUGCGACUUGGAUACUGAACCAUCGAUUCAGUUGUCCAUUGAAGCGUUAAAGAAUGAAAAGUCACAAUUGCAAACGUAUCGCACGAAUAUGCUACGCUUAAAUGCAUCCGUUCACAGUUGGCUAACAAGACAAGAAAGAAAAUUAGCUGCUGAAUUGGCUGAGCACGAAGAAGCCAUUAAAUCAGCAACAGAAGCUGCUGCUGCUUUGCAAUCAUCAUCAGAGACACAACAACAACAAUCAGAGACUAGCAAUAACGACACUGUCGAUAAUAAUACUAAAAAAUCCAUUGGUACAAUUGCAUUCGAUCAGGAUAAACACUCACAAAUCACCACAAUCAUACAGUCAGAGUCGGAAUUCCAUAAGCAUUUGAAGAACGAAGUUAGUGAGAUGUAUAGUGCUUGGGAUGAGGCUAAUUCAAGAAUUAACAACCAAUUGGAAGUGUUGACCACUUCAUUGAUUGCCUGGAGGCAAUUGGAAUCGGGGCUAUAUGAAUUCCAACAGGUCCUUGGAAAGGAUCGUGGAACACUUAAGGGACUCGAAGGUGCAUUAGACAAAGGCAAGACCACUCCUGUGGAACUUGCUCAAAAUGUCAAACUUGUGGCCAAACUUUUGUCCGAAAAAGUUGAAGUCAGCCAAGAACAGCUUACUGCUGUCCAAGAGCACUUAGAUCCCAGCCGCAUCCUCCACAUCGCCCAAUUCACUGCAUCAAAUGGUUCCCUGUCCGACAGUGGAAUCUCCGAUGGAGCAACAUCAGACGGUGGUUUGUCUGAACGCGAACGCCGUCUUGGUGUACUCCGUCGUUUAGCCAAACAAUUGGAAUCUGCUCUGGCACCUGGUAGCGAGGCAAUGAAAUCCAUUGCCGCUCGCAUGGAAUCAGCUGAAUUCGAUCUUAAAAGUCUCCAAAAUACAUGUCGAGACUUAAUAGUUCGUACAGCUGCUUCACAUACAAAGAAAUCUGUACAAAAUGGAGGAGACGAACGUCCACCAAGCAAGAAAAACUCUCCAUCCUCGUCUCCAUCAUCGAAACGUCGCAACAAACGCAAUAAGAAAUCUACAGCAAUCGCUGCAGCGAACAUUGGUGAAUCUGAAUCAGCAGCUUACAAUGUUGCCAUGGCAACAUCACCCGAUGCUGGUGAUCCCGAUGAUCCAUACAACGAUGAUCCACUUGAUUUUGAUUCAUCCGAUGACGAGAACAAAACCGGAAAGCCUGGUUGGAUAAAACGUAUUGCCAAGAUUGCCUUCCCCAUGCAAGUGGCUUUGUUCACUCUCAUCUGUGCCGCCUGUAUGAUGCAACCCAACUGCUGUGACAAUCUCAAUAAUCUUUCAAUGAGUUUCACACCACAGUUGCGAUACAUACGAGGACCGCCACCGAUUUGAGCGUCUUCAAUAGUGUGAAAGCAAUAGUAAAAUCAUCACUCCAUAUGCGAUGCGAGUGGAGAGUUUUCAAAAAACCGCGUUUUUCUCGUUUAAGAAUACUAUUUAAGGGGGCGGGUCUCUCAUUUUAUUCGAAAUAAUUUUUGAGUAAGAUCCUGAACCACAGUAUAGAAUGUAAAAUAGUUGAAGGCAUCAUCAUCAUUACACUGCUGAGGGGUCUUUUAUAAAAGGACUCACACACACAUACAAUUGCGCCAGAGACUCUUUUACAUUUCUUUUAAGUGUACUCUAAGCGUGUUAGCAUGCCGAGUUCGCCGGUCUCAAAAACGGUUAUUAUCGUGUUGUAGGUAGGUUAGAAUUUUUUUUUUUUUUUGUUUAGGAAGAGUGUGUAGAAAAUAUAGUUUAGGAAAACAAUUUAUGGAAAAAAAAUCAAAUCAAAACUUGAAGAGAUAGCCAACUUUUGAAAACGUUGGAAAUUUUGACUUUAAGAGUCAUGUGUUUCGAAAGAAAAGAAACUUAUCAAACCGCUAGAAGGGAUAUGUGCAGAAGAAUGAGCGUUCAACGCCAAAAGAAAAAAAAAAUAAGACUCCUUUGGUCGAAUCAAAGGAGUAAGAAGGAAUUUAUCAUUACCAUUUGAUGAAUUGAAAAAUAUAAAUUGUUUUUUGAAGAUUUGAAUGUUUAAAGGCUAAGAAAGAGAUGGAAAAUAUUUUGUAAAUCAUCAUCUUGCCAAGAAAAAUAAUAUACAAAAUUGUAUGAGUUUUUGAGAAAAUAUGCAACGGUUUUAAGGGAGAUUUUCAGCUUAAUUUAUAGAAGCAUGAAUAAUGAAAAUCUCAGCAACGUUGAAAGAAUGAGAAAUAGAAAAUAUUAUGCCUGCAAGUCAGGAUUGAAAAAAAGCAUGAGUUGAAUUCCAAGACAUGGAGUUGACUGUAAUCCAGUAAAAUAAAAUAAAACUAACAAUAGUACCAGUAUAAAUGUGCCUGAGGAAUAUAAUAACAUACAUUGUACACAAACAAACACAAAAGACUUUUAUAGGGUGCUGCAUGUGUAGAUAGGCCACCCAAAAGUAACAAGCAUGAAUCCACCCGAAAUAACAAACAUUUAUUUUACAUGAAACUCAAUUAAAAACAUCUAUGUAGCAGCUUAUGGAUUUAAAUAAUAAAUUUUAUUAAAAAUAAUAAUAUUCCUUGUAUCGUCCAUACAAUCGUCCUGAUAAUAAAAUAUAAACAAUUUUUUCCUAUAAUAACUUAA